UUUACUGUAAUUUAUAUGUGCAUAUAGUUUGUGUACGUCUACCUGUUAUAUGGUUUAUGUGUGGGCUAAAGGAUCAUUUCAAAUAAUAUAUCUUCGUCUUCAUACUCAGUGUUCCAUGUCGUGUCAGUACCUUGUUUGCAUAAAUUUCUCAACCAUAAAUGAAAAACCAUUUCUUUCAUUUCCAGCUUAUAAAUAUUAUACAUAUAAGAAAUCAAUGAAUCAGGGUUUAGUAAAAUAUAAUAUUUCAAAAAAGUACGAUGAUCAUGGCUUUAAUGCUAGAAAGUAUGCUUUCCUUUAUGAAAAACCUUUACUGAGUAAUAUAUCAAUGCAGACAACCAUAGAUAUAUAUAUGAUACACAAAAUUGAAAUUUUUCCACAUUAUACAUAUCCUGUAUCAAAUUAUAGUAAUCCUGUCGGCAAUACAAAAGAUGGGAAUAUUGCAAACUCAACAGAAGGUAUUUUUCAAAAUCACUUAGAUACAAAAGCAUCCUCAGUACUAUCUGAAUCAAUUGGAUCAACUUUACCAGUCUCCGUUUCUGCUAUAAGUUCACCACCACUUUUACCAACUUCACCACCUUACCGUACUGUUUCACAUUACGGUUUUAACUAUCCAUUAACUUAUUUGCCAUCCAUAACUAUGCAUCCUGCACAUUUACUUACUGCAGUCGAGUUGCAACGUCAAAAGAUAAUUGCGUUUAUCAACUCUACUGCAAAAAGUUUAGCUCAUCAUCAUCUACAUGAAGGUAAAAAAUUGGUCAACGUCAAAAAUAGAUAUUCAGAAACAAUUGCUACACCACUUACCCUUAAAACAAUUGAAAACAGAACAGAAACAGAAACAGAAAUACUGCCAAAUUUAGGUGCAAAAUGUCUUACGAGCCCGACAAACUUGCAAACUUCUCCGAAAAGAGAAGAUAAUAGUGAUUCUUUUAUUUCCGUCAAGGAGAUUAAAUUGGAGUCAAGAAAACGUCGUCGUAAUGUUAUUAAAAAGGUUAAAUCAGUAACUGCUACUAUAAAUCUUUGUAAUAAUUCAACAGAUGAACAUGAACAAGAUUUCGACCGUGAACAGGAUAUGUUAUCAGAGCAAUUCUCAUCGCUGUAUUCAUUUGCUGGUUCCUAUCCCACAAUAUCUAAUGAUCACCAUUCUGGAAAUGAACAUGUUAAUGACCAUGAACAUGAACAAUUUGAUGAUUCUUGUGACAACUCCUCAUUAUUUGCCUUACCUUUGUGUGGACGUCAACAUCAAAGUACGGAUAAUCUAUAUCGCUCAUUUGUUUUACAUAAUUUUCUACCUAUUAAUCGUACACGCUCAUAUGAACAGGAUUUAAUGCAUCAUAGACCAGAAGCAGAGCAAACUCUUAAUCAUGAUGCAUUAAAAGCAGGCACUAAUAAUGGCUUGCAAUCAACCACCAACGAUGAAGUAACAAGUUUAAAAUUCAAUUCACUUAAAAGACGUCCUCAGCGGUUUACUUCCACUUCAGAAACAGUGAGUGGUAUUUGUAGUUCUGACGCAGCAGAUAAUAGUACAGCUACAACAAUCAACUCUAUAGAAAUACAUGUAAAUGUAACUAUAAAAAACGUCAAUAGUUUUAAAAAUAUAAAAAGGCACGAAGACGAAGUUAAAAACAAAUUAAAAAAAAUUAUCAAUGAAGAGAUUGCAUUGCUAUCAGAAAAGCUAGCCACACAGAGUGAGGAGCAAACCAAUAACAUACUCUCCCAUAUAGCUACAGAAUUGGAAGAAGAGGAAAUAGAUAUAGCUAAUACGAGUAUAAGUUCCUAUGACGUUAAUAACGUGAACCACCAAUACGAGCACACACAGGCUCUUUACAAUAAUAUAGCGAAUUCUUCUAAAGUGGCGAAAUCGUCAUCUGUACCAUCGUUAGCUACAACUGUUACCUUGCCAUUUACAUUUGUGAGACCUCUAAGACGUUAUAAUAAUACAAUACAAUUACUUGAGCGGGAAUUGGAAAAUCUAUUGAAUGGUAUAAUAAGAGCAAAUGAACUGCAUAAUCAUGCCUUUAUCAGUGACUGUAAAACCAAAAUCUCUCAAAUGUCAAAAGAUAUAAGGCGAGCAACAUUGGAAUUUAAUUAGUUCGUCUCUACAAAUAUUAAGUAGGUUAAGUUUUGUAAAUAGUAUUACAUUUUUCCCCCUAUUAAUUAUUAUUCUACAAUAAAAACAAUUGAAGUAAUUUAUUUUAUAGAAAACC
Teleopsis dalmanni is the source of this 2204-nucleotide messenger RNA. RefSeq names its product protein hu-li tai shao-like. The transcript has a single exon. The record is from RefSeq and is a predicted model, not a curated record. Bases 50 to 2089 code for a protein of 679 amino acids. NCBI's taxonomy places the organism in Eukaryota, Metazoa, Arthropoda, Insecta, Diptera, Diopsidae.